Messenger RNA from Menidia menidia (Atlantic silverside), 3096 nucleotides. The record is from the annotation of a GenBank genome assembly. NCBI's taxonomy places the organism in Eukaryota, Metazoa, Chordata, Actinopteri, Atheriniformes, Atherinopsidae.
AUGAAACAACCACCACCCACAGCCGACCCACAGGCUCCCGCAUCUGAGGGUUCACCCCUUCAUCUCAUAGCAGACGAUCUGCGUAACACCAGCAACCAGUUCAAUUCUGUGGAUUUCGGGUGUUACUGCUUUUCCUUCUCGCUCAUCGUUUCUUGUGCCAAAGCUGCCCACACCGCAAGAAAGUUUGAACAACCUUCCGAAUGUGACGUGGUUUCAACUCCGACAGUAGAGGACUCCAGAUACCCUCACGCCACCAUGAUUUUGCACAAACCUAUCCUGAACUUCAUUCCCCCCCUCAGCCCUUACAUGUUCCUCUCUCUUUUGCUGGUUCUCCUCCCGGGCGCCACCCGUCUCUCCCAGGGCAGCUCGAGCCAUGAAAAGAUCAGCAGCCCCGCCAGCAAUUGCUCCAGUGAGGACAACUGCACCGACGGUGUGGUGCUGCCCAUGUGGAACCCUCAGAACCCGGCGGUGGGAGACAAAGUGGCGCGCGCCAUUGUGUACUUUGCAGCUCUCAUUUACAUGUUCCUGGGCAUGUCCAUCAUCGCCGACCGUUUCAUGUCUUCUAUCGAGGUAAUCACCUCUCAGGAAAAGGAGAUCACUAUCAAAAAGCCAAACGGCGAGACAACUACAACCACCGUGCGCGUCUGGAACGAGACGGUAUCCAACCUGACCCUGAUGGCGCUGGGCUCGUCCGCCCCGGAGAUCCUGCUCUCUGUCAUCGAAGUGGUCGGCCACAACUUCGAAGCCGGAUCUCUGGGACCCAGCACCAUCGUGGGUAGUGCUGCAUUCAACAUGUUCAUUAUCAUCGCCAUCUGUGUCUACGUGGUGCCAGAGACCGAAACCCGCAAGAUAAAGCACCUGCGGGUGUUUUUCGUCACUGCGGCCUGGAGCAUUUUCGCUUACAUCUGGCUCUACCUCAUCCUGUCCGUGUUCUCCCCCGGAGAGGUGGAGGUCUGGGAGGCAGUCCUCACCUUCUUCUUCUUCCCUCUCUGUGUGCUGCAAGCCUGGAUUGCGGACCGACGCCUGCUCUUCUACAAGUACGUCCACAAGCGGUACCGAGCCGACAAGACGCGUGGCAUCAUCAUCGAAUCAGAGGGGGACGCCAUGUUCACCAAAAUGGACUUGGAAAUGGACGGGCAGGGAGCAAACUCUCACACUCACCCCCAAGAGGCUCUGGAUGGAAUGCUGGAAGGGGUGGAGGAAGGUGGAGGGUCGAGCGCGGAGCAAGAUCAAGAGGAAGAGGCCCGUCGGGAGAUGGCGCGCACCUUGAAAGAUUUAAAACAGAGGCACCCCGAGAAAGACAUGGAGCAGCUGAUCGAGAUGGCCAACUACCAAGUGCUGGUCCAGCAGCAGAAGAGUCGAGCCUUUUAUCGCAUCCAGGCCACACGCAUGAUGAUCGGCGCCGGGAACAUCCUGAAAAAGCACGCCGCUGACCAGGCCAGGAAGGUGGUGAGCUGCCACGAGGCCAGCGGGCAGGAGGAGGAUCCCAACACCAUCUACCUGCAGUUCGACCCGUCUCUUUACCAGUGCUUCGAGAACUGCGGCUCCCUCAAGCUGUCGGUCAGCCGCCACGGAGGAGAAAACGGCUGCACCGUGAAAGUGGACUACAGGACAGAGGAUGGGACGGCCAACGCGGGCUCAGACUAUGAGUUCGCCGAGGGCACUCUGGUUUUCAAACCUGGCGAGACGACAAAGGAGUUCACCGUCGGCGUCAUCGACGACGACAUCUUUGAAGAGGACGAGCACUUCUACGUGCGCCUCAGCAACCCGCGGAUCGUGCACCGGGCCGAGGUCUCCGUCCUGGAGCCCAACUCCAUCACCUCCAGCAACAGCACGGUGGGGGCCUCCUCCCACGUCCCCCCGAAGGCCGCCCUGGGGAACGCCGACAUGGCCACCGUCACCAUCUACGACGACGACCACGCCGGCAUCUUCACGUUCGAGAGCAAGUCCACCAGGGUCAGCGAGAGCGUGGGCAACAUGCAGGUGAAGGUCCACAGGACGUCUGGAGCGAGGGGGAAGGUGGCCGUGCCGUACCACACCGUCGAGGGCACCGCCAAAGCCGGGGAGGACUACGAGGACGUGUCCGGCAAGCUGGAGUUUCAGAAUGACGAGACCAUGAAGAUGCUGAACGUGAAGAUCAUCGACGAUGAAGAAUACGAGAAAAACAAGACCUUCACCAUUGUCCUGGAGGAGCCCGUUCUGCUGGAGGUUGGGCAAAGACACGGAGACACCAAUGAUAACAAGACAGCAGUGGGGCCAGAGGAUGUGUCAAAGAUGGGCUGUCCCUGCCUGGGAGAGCACACCAAGCUGGAAGUAGUCAUUGAGGAAUCUUACGAGUUCAAGAGCACAGUGGACAAACUGAUCAAGAAGACCAACCUGGCCCUGGUGGUGGGCAGCAGCAGCUGGAGGGAGCAGUUUGUUAGUGCCGUUACGGUCAGUGCAGGUGACGAUGAUGAGGAGGAGAGCGGGGAAGAAAGACUGCCGUCCUGCUUUGAUUACAUCAUGCACUUCCUCACCGUUUUCUGGAAAGUCCUCUUCGCCUUCGUCCCACCGACUGAGUACUGGAACGGCUGGGCCUGCUUCUUCGUCUCCAUUUCCCUCAUCGGCGCUCUGACGGCGGUGACCGGGGACCUGGCCUCUCAUUUCGGCUGCACCGUCGGCCUCAAAGACUCGGUCACUGCUGUGGUGUUUGUUGCCCUCGGCACCUCGGUUCCAGACACGUUUGCGAGCAAGGUGGCGGCCAUCCAGGAUCAGUACGCCGACGCCUCCAUCGGAAACGUGACGGGCAGCAACGCGGUGAACGUGUUCCUGGGGAUCGGGGUGGCGUGGACCAUUGCGGCGGUUUACUGGCACACCAAAGGCGAGAAGUUCAGGGUGAACCCGGGCUCGCUGGCCUUCUCGGUCACCCUCUUCACCGUCAUGGCGCUGGUGUGCGUGCUGGUGCUGCUCUACCGCCGGCGGCCCGGCGUGUCCGGCGGAGAGCUGGGAGGCCCACGGACAGCCAAGCUGGUCACCUUCUUCAUGUUCCUCUCCCUCUGGUUCGUCUACAUCCUGCUGUCCUCCUUAGAGGCGUACUGCCAUGUGCCUGGCUUCUGA